GUUGAAGUGAAGCACAACGUUUCUUUUCUACACAGAGCUGCUGAGGACAGAGGAGAGCUGCACACUGAUGAAGUUCAUGGCUGAAAGUUUGGUUGUUGUGUUUGUGUGAAGGUGUGGACUCUGCUAUGGAUCAGUGUGAGGAACCAGAGGAGGGAGUCCGUCCCUCUAAAACCACUCUGUGUGGGGACCAUGACAGCCGGACCAAAGCUCAGAGCCCAGAGCAGACGCGCAGCCCAGACUCUACUGGAUCUGAGUCAGAACCUGAACCUGAACCUGAACCUGAACCCAGCUGUUUGUCUGUGAAGAGUGACUGGUCAAUGGAGCUUCCUCUUUUUUUUAGACAAUCUGCUGAUGUAAAGAUCCAUCAGAGACCAGCCUCUCCUGGACCUGAACCCAGCCAUGUGUCUGUGAAGAGUGACGGGUCAAUGGAGCCUCCUCUUUUUUUUAGACAACGUGCUGAUGGAGGGAACCAUCAGAGACCAGCCUCUCCUGGACCUGAACCCAGCCAUGUGUCUGUGAAGAGUGACCUGUCAAUGGAGCCUCCUCUUUUUUUUAGACGUGUUGUUGGAGGAGUGGACGAGGAAAGCUCAGACGUUCCCAGUGGUCAGUGUGCCGAACAUGAGCCACACCUGGACUCCAUAUUUAUGGUGCUGGAGGAGAACAUUGUCACUUAUGUGAAAACUGAGCUGAAGAAAAUCCAGAGGGCUCUGAGUUCAGAUCAUCCGGAAUGCUCAGAGAGUCAGGAGGAAGAGGAGGUGUUGGACAGUAAGGCUGAAGCACUGAGGAGGAGCAGCAGAAAGGCAUUUCUGAAGAUAACACUAGACUUCCUCAGGAGAAUGAAACAGGAGGAGCUUGCUGACUGUCUGUUGAGCAGAUAUGCUGUUGCAGUUUGUCAACAUAAACUUAAAUCUAACCUGAAAAAGAAGUUCCGGUGUGUGUUUGAGGGGAUCGCUAAGGCAGGAAACCCAACGCUUCUGAAUCAGAUCUACACAGAGCUCUACAUCACAGAGGGAGGGGCUGCAGAGGUCAAUGAUGAACAUGAGGUCAGACAGAUUGAAACAGCAUCCAGGAAACCAGACAGACCAGAAACAACAAUCAGACAACAAGAUAUCUUUAAACCUUCACCUGGAAGAGAUGAACCAAUCAGAACAGUGAUGACAAAGGGAGUGGCUGGCAUUGGGAAAACAGUCUUAACACAGAAGUUCACUCUGGACUGGGCUGAAGACAAAGCCAACCAGGACAUACUGUUCACAUUUCCAUUCACUUUCAGAGAGCUGAAUGUGCUGAAAGAGAAAAAGUACAGCUUGGUGGAACUUGUGCAUCACUUCUUCACUGAAACCAAAGAAGCAGGAAUCUGCAGGUUUGAAGAGUUCCAGGUUGUGUUCAUCUUUGAUGGUCUGGAUGAGUGUCGACUUCCUCUGGACUUCUACAACAAUGAGAUCCUGACUGAUGUUACAGAGUCCACCUCAGUGGAUGUGCUGCUGACAAACCUCAUCAGGGGGAAACUGCUUCCCUCUGCUCGUCUCUGGAUAACCACACGGCCUGCAGCAGCCAAUCAAAUCCCUCCUCAGUGUGUUGACAUGGUGACAGAGGUCAGAGGGUUCACUGACCCACAGAAGGAAGAGUACUUCAGGAAGAGAUUCAGAGAUGAGGAACAGGCCAGCAGAAUCAUCUCCCACAUCAAGACAUCACGAAGCCUCCACAUCAUGUGCCACAUCCCAGUCUUCUGCUGGAUCACUGCUACAGUUCUGGAGGAUGUGAUGAAGAGCAGAAAGAGAGGAGAGCUGCCCAAGACCCUGAGUGAGAUGUACAUCUACUACUUGGUGGUUCAGUCUAAACUGAAGAAGAUCAAGUACGAUGGAGGAUCUGAGACAGAUCCACACUGGAGUCCAGACAGCAGGAAGAUGAUUGAGUCUCUGGGAAAACUGGCUUUUGAUCAGCUGCAGAAAGGCAACCUGAUCUUCUAUGAAUCAGACCUGACAGAGUGUGACAUUGAUAUCAGAGCAGCCUCAGUGUACUCAGGAGUGUUCACACAGAUCUUUAAAGAGGAGAGAGGACUGUACCAGGACAAGGUGUUCUGCUUUGUCCAUUUGAGCGUUCAGGAGUUUCUGGCUGCUCUUCAUGUCCAUCUGACCUUCAUCAACUCUGGAGUCAAUCUUAUGGCUGAAGAACAAACAACCCCCCAGAAGUCUGAAACAAGACAAGAUGAAUCUGCAGAGACACAGUUCUACCAAAGUGCUGUGGACAAGGCCUUAGAGAGUCCAAAUGGACACCUGGACUUGUUUCUCCGUUUCCUUCUGGGUCUUUCACUGCAGACCAAUCAGACUUUACUACAAGGCCUGCUGAGACUUAAAGUAAGUAGCUCACAGACCAGUCAGGAAACAGUCCACUACAUCAAGAAGAAGUUUGAGGGAAGUCUUUCUGCAGAAAAAAGCAUCAAUCUGUUCCACUGUCUGAAUGAACUGAAUGAUUGUUCUCUGGUGAAGCAGAUCCAACAGUACCUGAGAUCAGGAAGUCUUUCCACAGAUGAUCUCUCUCCUGCUCAAUGGUCAGCUCUUGUCUUUAUCUUACUGUCAUCAGAGGAAGAUCUGGAUGUGUUUGACCUGAAGAAAUACUCAGCUUCAGAGGAGGCUCUGCUGAGCCUGCUGCCUGUGGUCAAAGCCUCCAACACAGCUCUACUGAGUGGCUGUAACCUCUCAGAGAGAAGUUGUGAAGCUCUGUCCACGGUUCUCAGCUCCCAGUCCUCUAGUCUGAGAAAGUUGGACCUGAGUGACAACAACCUGCAGGACUCAGGGGUGAAGAUGCUGUCUGCUGGACUGAAGAGUCCACACUGUACACUGGAAACUCUCAGGCUGUCAGACUGUCUGAUCACAGAGGAAGGCUGUGUUUCUCUGGCCUCAGCUUUAAAGUCCAACCCCUCCCAUCUGAGAGGGCUGGACCUGAGCUACAAUCAUCCAGGAGACUCAGGAGUCAAGCUGUUGUCUGCUGGACGGGAGGAUCCACAAUGGAGACUGGAAACGAUCAGGGUGGAGCCUGGUGGAGUCCAGUGGUUGAGACCAGGUCUGAGGAAGUACUCCUGUGAACUCACACUCGACACAAACACAGUGAACAGAAAGAUCAAACUAUCGGACAACAACAGGAUGGUGACACAUGUGAAAGAGGAGCAGCCGUAUCCUGAUCAUCCAGACAGAUUUGACUACUGGCCUCAGCUGCUGUGUAGAGACGGUCUGACUGGUCGCUGUUACUGGGAGGUGGAGUGGAGUGGAGAGGUGGAUGUAUCAGUGAGUUACAGAGGAAUCAGACGGAAAGGAGCCAGAGAAGACUGUGUGUUUGGAUGGAAUGAUCAGUCCUGGAGUCUGUUCUGCUCAGAUGUUGGUUACUCUGUCUGGCACAACAACAGCAGAACACCCAUCACUACUAACUCCUCCACAUCCUCCUCGUCUUCUUCCUCCUCCUCCUCUGCCUCUGGUAGAGUAGCAGUGUAUGUGGACUGUCCUGCUGGCACUUUGUCUUUCUACAGAGUGUCCUCUGACACACUGAUCCACCUCCACACCAUCAACACCACAUUCACUGAACCUCUGUAUCCAGGGUUUAGGUUCUGGUUUGGUUGGUCCGGUUCCUCAGUGUCUCUGUGUUCUCUGCAGGAGGGAGUGCCUCAUCCCGUAAGGCCCCGUGUCCACCAAAGCGUUUUUUCCCCUGCCGAAAAUGCCAGCUGCUCCUCAGAAAACGCCCAGCUAGGAGCUUUUAAAGUGCUUUGGGGGUACAGUGUUUUUUUACUUGAGACACUUUGGUUGCGUCUGGUUGCUGUACUGCGAAAUAUCUGCUAAAGUAAAAAUGUCAGCAUGUCUCACAAGGGAGAGUUUUUCCUUUGGAUGGGUGGAAGGGUGAAGCAUGCAGGGAGAGAGGAUGAACCUACUGGUCUGUGUGGGCUCAUUAGAGGAAACACAAUAUACGUAUACAGUAUAUUAUCAGUAUAUUAUCUAUUGUUCAGCACUUAACCAACGUAUCCUCAUACAACGGGUCAUACGAUGAUGAAUUGGUGCCCCAUCAAUGAUAUUAUGUACUUACUGUAAAGUUAAGAAGGUUAGGUUUGGGGAAAAUCAAAGACAACAAGAUAGAGGAUCAGCAUUGUUCCACUGAAGUUAAGGUUUUUGGCUCAGAAUAUGAGAAAAGGAUAACGGCCUUUUUACCAUCUUUACCAAGAGUGUCUCUCCGUUAGUUUGGUGCUACAGUAUUUACACUGAAUCAUUCAGCAUAACGUUUGCCAACCUUUGUUAUCUCUGCCAUUACAGAUAAGUUAAUGAAGCUAAGCUCCAGAAGUUAACGUUAGCUUAACUAGAGCCCUUUGGACAACAGCUAACAAUGAUGUACCAUCACCAAAGUACAAAACUAGAACAAAAUAGGCUAAUGAACUCCCAGCAAACAAGGUGACAUGAUGAACAACGCAGCUAGGAGCUAACGUUAGGCUAUCUUUAGCUAACGUUAGCUAGAGAUGUUAAAGAUAACUUUAUAUUUCUUUCCAGCAAAGUGACAAUAUGUUGCCUCAAACACAAUGUUGACUUACCUUAGAACAGAUGUAGACAUCAUUGUUAAUCUUAUUCACGUUGAGUUGAUGUUGUGGUCUAACGUUACCACACAACUUUAUCCAAAGGAGACACUUUUCUCGCUUGAGAUGUGGUUUAAAGUGUAAAAAUACACCUGGUCGCCCAGCCUCUCAGGAUACCUUGUGUCAGAGUUGCAUGUACCCCAUGCACACCGUUUGACCAUUGUUAAACUUCAAACCUCAGAAAAAGCUCAUAAAACCGAAAGAAACUGACUUUCUGUAAUGCAUUUCAAUGAACGUCCAGGCAGAGAAUGUCCAAGUGCACUGUUGCCAACUCCUCAGUAAGAAAAGUAGCUAUUGGCUGUCCUAAAAGUCACUAGAAGUCACUAAAUGACAUCAUCGCCUAAUUUGCAUAAUUGUCCAUACACAUGUAAUUGUAAUGGCUGCUGUAGGAGAGAGGAAUAACGUCAUGGGAGAGACAAAAACUGAGUAAAAAAAAAACCCCUGAAUAUGUUUAGAACUACAAAUGAACCUUCUUUCAGUGAUUUAUAUUAGACAAAGAAAAUUUUACAUUUACAUCCUGCCCUGACUGUAAACCAGGUCGGGAUCAGCCAGCGGCGGUUCCACGCAUGUGCGAUUCACUUGCAGUCUGGACGUGGAGGGGUUAACAUCUCCUGCUCUGACUGCAGCUGGGAGGGAGGAGUUAUACACAAAUUAUUGCCUGAUCAUAAAGUGUGCCAGGCCUGACGUCAAAACCCGGAAGUUUAGCAUCGUGCUGGUUCCCGGCAGAGAAAGUGAAUGUGAUUUUUGCAUUGCGUUUUGGAUUAUGUCAGAAAAUAAGCUCUGUGGCUAACACAAGUUUAUGAUACUUACAGGUUUUGUUCAGCGAGAUAAUCUUCACAUAUGAACACCUUUCAUAUCGCAUUUGAAGCUUAAAUGCGAUCGCCAGAAGUAAAAAGCUAACGUUAGGCUUUAACGGACUACAUGACUACUCCACGGUCGCAUGACUCUUGACGUCACCGCCACUAAGCUUUCAACUGAUUUCGGCCGCUUUAUUUUAAAAACAUUGUAUAAUGGGGAAAUCGGACUGUUUAAGCUAAAUAAGAAGCUGUAAUGGCGGACUGCCAGCACUCUCGCCUGUUCGGGGGUGAUGACGUUUAAUGUCCCCGGCAGGGUUUGUAGUCGUAUUGAGCAACUUGUUAGCAACCGUCUUUUUUACAACACGUGAAAGCUUCAAAAUUCACAAGAAGGGUAUUUACUGACGUGUUUUAUGUCGUAGAACAAAACCUGAAACUCGCUUAAGCUUUUGUUAACCACAGACCUUAUUUGAGGCAUUUCACCAAAAUCCCAUUCAAAAAACGUACUGACUUUUAGACGAGAGAAUCGGAAGUGCUAAAAGCGCUAACGGAGUUCUGGGUUUAUUGGCACACUCUAUUACGUCUGACCUGUACAAAUUGUGGUGUAUUUCUUUUUGUAGGAAAACAUAUGAACAAUACACGAGAACAGCCUGAAGAUGUGAUAGUUUGUCUUUGCGGUAUUUGUUCCUCCUCCACUGUGAUUGAAUGGCUGAAGUGACAGUGAUGAGCACUGUGUUUUCACACAAAGUUAAACAUUUUUCCGUCGGCGCUCAGAAAAAAGAAAACACCCAGCCAACAGCCAACAGCGCUCAGUGCAGAAUUCAUGCUAAUAAAAUAGAAAACACAACAAACUUACACAACAACAUAUUAGCAAAUCAUGAAACACUGUUGUUGUUGUUGUUGUUGUUGUUGUGUCAUUGAAGUAAAUGCAGAUUUAUACUUGUGCAUCAGCUCUAUGCAGAGCCAAUGCCGUUGUGAGGAUUUAUACUUGUGUGGUGGUGUGUCUGUGUCACUCUGCAGUUACACCUCCAACACACUAGGUGGCGAUGGAGUUUGUGUGAAGUGCUGUAAAGUUUAGUUGAUUCAAAACACACGUUAAACACACAUUAAACAUGGCUUAAUAGAGACAGUUUCAAGUACACAAACAAAAUUCAGCUUCACUAUAACUCACAGCAUUCACAGACAAACACUUAUCUUUAUCUGGACACAUUUUCCCCACAAAUACAACAUGCUAACGCUAUUAGCACAAGCCUAUGGUAUUUUACAUUGCAUAAAUUAGCCUUGCGGUUAGCAGAGAUUUCCUCUGCUUCAGCCUAUAUGAAGCCGGGAACAACAGCAACAUUUAACAAAGGUGAAGUUACAAAAUUCGGCUCCACCGCAGCUCACAGGAUUCAUUGACAAAACAACUGUCUUAUACUAAAUAUGUUUUCCAAACAAAUACAAUAUACUAACAUUAUUAGCACAAGCCUGUGGCAUUUUAUGUUGUACAAAUUAGCUUAGUGACUAGCAGAGAUGUCCUCUACUCGUAUGAAGUCAAGUAAAGUUUCUUUAAAUUAAAUUCCCAAAUUCGCUCAUAUAAUACAAGACAGAGUAAUCAGCUCCACCCUCCACAAAAUGCCUUCAGAUAUCGUGUACAAAUUUGGAACACCACAGCACAUUUUGUCAAGAGCCCUUUUGCUUAGAAAAUUUUACAAGGAAAUUAUCAUUACAUUCAAUUCAUGAUGUCUUAUUAUUUCUUGACUUAUACAUAUAUUUUUACACCAUUUUUUUCUUUUUUCUUUGCACUGUGCUCCCUGUAUUUCUUGGUUUAUAUUGUAUUAUUUUUCCUGUUGUUAUUUAUCUUUUGUUGUAUUUUUCUGUAUAAUCUCUUUUUUGGGUCAUUGUCUGUUUUCUCCUUCAGUUGAGCAGAGGUCUGUUUGUAUAAACCUCCUUAACCUCUCCUGAAACAUUUCUUAUUUUUUCUAUUUUACUAUUUGGACUUUAUACCAUUAUAAAACAAUUAAAUAAAUAAAUACAAAGUG
Molecule: messenger RNA, 7421 nt
Organism: Epinephelus fuscoguttatus (brown-marbled grouper)
Lineage: Eukaryota; Metazoa; Chordata; Actinopteri; Perciformes; Serranidae
Product: protein NLRC3-like
Exons: 12
Coding region: 126-3827 (1233 amino acids)
Molecular function (GO): protein binding
Source: RefSeq, a predicted model, not a curated record